Messenger RNA from Monopterus albus (swamp eel), 6100 nucleotides. RefSeq names its product ubiquitin specific peptidase 42 (gene usp42). Gene Ontology annotation, biological process: protein deubiquitination; regulation of apoptotic process. Lineage: Eukaryota; Metazoa; Chordata; Actinopteri; Synbranchiformes; Synbranchidae. Gene Ontology annotation, molecular function: cysteine-type deubiquitinase activity. The transcript has 18 exons. The record is from RefSeq and is a predicted model, not a curated record. The coding region runs from base 439 to 4029 and encodes 1196 amino acids. Gene Ontology annotation, cellular component: nucleus; cytosol.
GCAUGUGGUUUAUGGUGGUUAGGUCACAGGAAUGCACUCAUAUUUUCAAAAACUUUUAAGACUGGAAAUGCUAAGGGCACACAAACAUUUCAGCAUAAAUAUAGCAGUCUGUGCUAUCAGGUCAAUCUGACAGUCUUUUUUCCAAAUAACGAUGCUGGGACCACGUAUAAGAUAUAUGUAUUUGUAUAAAGCGUAUAAUGUUAGUUGUAUAUCAUGUACACAAAAGUCAGUGGUGAGUACAUGCCACGGAUCGGAUCAAAACGUUCCUCACAUAAAUGUCCGAAUGAGCCAAUCAGAGACUUCGCUUUAUUCCAGCUACCCGGAUGUACCCGUGGGGCAAUUAUCUACGUCAUUGUUCACCGCCGGACACCCGCUGGAAAUAAGGAAUGGAUUUACAACCGCUUGUAAUGUAUUCAUAACAUAUCCCAGCAAUGAGCAAUGACCAUAGUUGACAGAUCUUCAGAAAAGUCUGACCACGAGUCAGUCGGGUGUAAGCGAUCCCCCUUCAUCAGUGGAGACGUGGGGAUGGACGGCAGCUGCUCCAGCAGCUGGGCAAUGGGCUCUAACAUGCCCAGUGACUCUCCUAAACUGAAGGCUCCAGGAGGCUGCCUGGGCCCAAUGCCCGGAGCUACCGUCUACAACAGUGCACCGUCCUCUGUGGACCGGCCCAAGGAGCAAGUGAUGAGCAGUGGUGAUGGCAUUGACUUGCCCCAGAAGGUCCUCUUCUCUCCAGAGCGACUCAACUUGAAGUGGACCCAGGUUCAUCGCAUUGGUGCAGGCCUGCAGAACAUGGGGAACACCUGCUUCCUUAACUCAGCCCUGCAAUGUCUCACCUACACCCCUCCGCUGGCCAACUACAUGCUGACACGGGAGCACUCCAAAACAUGUCAUGAGCCAGGGUUCUGUAUGAUGUGCACCAUGCAAAACCACAUCAUUCAGGUUUUUGCCAACUCUGGGAAUGUUAUUAAGCCCAUUGGUGUGCUCAAUGAGCUCAAAAGGAUUGCAAAGCACUUCCGCUAUGGAAGUCAGGAGGAUGCUCAUGAGUUUCUGCGGUACACAGUGGAUGCUAUGCAAAAGUCCUGCUUACCUGGAACCAAAUUGGACAGGCAAACUCAGGCAACCACUUUCAUCCAUCAAGUAUUUGGCGGUUACCUAAGGUCCAGGGUUAAAUGUUUAAACUGCAAAGCGGUUUCAGACACAUUUGACCCAUUUCUGGAUAUUACUUUGGAAAUUAAGAUGGCUCCUAGUGUCUCCAAAGCUCUGGAGCAGUUUGUUAAACCGGAGCAGCUAGAUGGAGAAAAUGCCUACAAAUGCACCAAGUGCAAAAAAAUGGUCACAGCCUCAAAGAGAUUUACCAUCCACCGCAAUUCCAACGUGCUCACCCUCUCUCUUAAGCGCUUUGCCAACUUCAGUGGAGGCAAAAUCACGAAGGAUGUGAAAUAUCUCGAGUAUCUGGACCUGCGGCCCUUCAUGUCUCAGUCCCAAGGAGAGCCCCAGUUCUACGGGCUGUACGCUGUGCUGGUCCACUCUGGGUUCAGCUGUCAUGCUGGACACUACUUCUGCUAUAUUAAGACAACUCUUGUUGUUUCACAGGCAAGCAAUGGUCAGUGGUACCAGAUGAAUGACUCUUCUGUGUCUCUCAGUGACAUCAGGUCUGUUCUCAACCAGCAGGCUUAUGUCCUUUUCUACAUCAAGUCCAGUGAUGUGAAAAAGACAGGUGACUACAGCCACAUGAGUCAUAACCCUGGCAUCCCUGGUCAGUCAUCUCCACGACCACUGGUGAUGCCACACAUAAACACCACCAUACACCACAACAACAUUGGCUUCAUAGGUCCCCAGCUGCCUCCACACAUGACCAAGAACACUCUCCAUGUCAAUGGGAAUGGAUCUCUGAGGAGCUACCCCUCCGGCUCCAAGCCCAGCACCAGCAGCAAUAUUCUGGUAAAACCUAGCCAUGGACUGGCUUCUUCCUCUUCCAUCUCCCAUUCAAUCAGUCGGCCCACAAUGAUCCCAGAUCACGACAAACGCCAGAAGCUUUCAUUCUUCAUUGGACAAGGCAAACAGAGCCGCUCGUUGUCGUCCUCGUCCUCAUGCUCUUACAGCCAGCCGUCCUCUGCCAGCAGCAGCUCCUCCUCCAGUUCUUUAUGCUCCUCACAGUCUACCUCAGACAUUCGUUUUGUUCCACGUCAGCUUAACCACAUUAACGGCGCAUCUUGCAGUAAUGGGGAUGACCACGCUGGAGGGAAUGGAGCAUCAUUCCUGGUACCGUAUGGCCAAGAGUCUUCAGAGGAAUCAGACCAGGAGAACUGUGGCGCUCUGGAUAAUGGUUGUUUAACCAUGUCUCACCUCAAUGGAAACAACAGAGCAGGAGCCGUCUUUGAUAAUUCUCCUGAAGCCACGAACGGAGAGUCGGGACUGCACCAUAAUGGUAACGGGUUAAAUGGCUCAGUCUGUGGUGUCUCUAAAUCAGGCCAAAACACGCACCACAAAGUCAAUGGACACAACACCCCCAAUAAGAUCUCUGGCGCUAAUCACAGCACUUCGUCCUCAGUGGCUACUGUUGCAGUUAAUGGACAUGACAGUGACUAUAGUCAAACAAGCAAAGAGGCGCUUAAUUCUGCCUCAUCCCAGGCCAGUUCUUCUCAGAGCAUCCAUACUGCUGCCAGUGGAAGCCAGCACCUCUCCACUUCCGUCACAAGGGCUAAAACUUUGUCUGAACCCCUGCCUCAGCAUACAGCACCCUCUGCUCUUAGCGCUCCACCUUCACCUACUGCUACAAAGAGUCAUUCUGUGGCAUCCAGAGAAUCUGCUUCCUCUUCUGCACAUUAUGGCAACACUGCAGCCUUAUCCACCCUGCCAGAUUGCUCCCAAAGAACCACUGGGGCCUCUCCACAGAAAGAUAGCAUAGAUUGGGAUGAAGCCAAGGAUCUACCACAGACCAAUGGACCGUCAACAGGGACUGAAGGAUGCACUGAUACUAAGGAGCAGCACCAAUCUAAGCCCAGUUCCAGGGGCAAUGAAAGACGAUCUUCACGAGACAGACUAUACUCUGACUGGAGCAGAGACAGGGGGAGAGACUACAGGGACAGGAGUCAAGUGCGAGAAAGUGACAGUGAUCGUCAUCGGUACAGGCGCGAGUACAGAGAUCACCAUCGCUCAGACAGGGAUCGUCUGCCUUCUAACAGCCGUUACCACAGGGACUGGGAGUCUGAGCGUCGCCGGGAGCGAACUCCCCACCACCCCAGAGAGCGUGAUCGUGACAGGUGUUCUCACCAUUACCACCACUAUCACCACCGAUCCAGAGAGGACUGGGAACGUGAGCGCAGAGGAUACGGUUAUCCCUACCAUGAGGACUCAUAUAGCCGCUGGAGGUGGCAGCAGGACAGUCGAGAUACCCGAGGGAUGAAGGACAAGAACAACGGCAGGGAGAGGGACUAUUACCCUUUAAAAGAGGGGCCUGCCACGGUGCCAGAAACAUCCUCAAAGUCCAAGGGCUCACCCCCUUGGCCUCCACUCUCCACAUCUGAAUCAGCUGCAGACAGGGAGGAUCAAAAUCAGAAGAGGCUUGCUGAUAAUCUUAGCAAGGAGAGAGAAGACAGCUCUGAGGACCAUCAUGCUAAAAAACAUAAAAAGAGCAAGAAAAAGAAGAAGUCAAAGAAUAAAGACAGACACCGUGAGAGUGGAACCUCUGACAUGGAUUCAGAUAGAUCCACUGAAACAAAAAAGAAGAAGAGGUGGCGGCAGCGAGACAGCAAUGCGGAGGAGCGCAGCCCAGGAGCAGCUCAGAGCCACAGGUACAGAAGCAGUGAGGAGAGGGAGAGCCGCAAGCGACAUUGCUAUGACAGAGACACUAAGCAUGACAGUGGGUUUUCACCAGAGAAACGCAGGCGCACAGACUACACUGAUGGCAGUGGUGACCACCCCUCACCUUCAUCCGGUUCAACUCACCACCAUCUCAAUGGACACACAGGAAACGGUUACAGCCGAACCAGUGGUGAACACAGAAUCUCCAGUGUCCUGAAACACUGACUGUGAACAUCAACACCAUUUUAACAACAGCAGAGGAAUGACAACUUUUUGAUGAGGUGCUUCUUCAUUGCAAAUAAGUUGUAUUUUUACCACAACUAGUGUUUUAAAUAUUCAGAUUUUUUUAAGGUGUUGAUUUAUUUGCUGUAAUUCUCCUAACUAUGGUUAAAGAAAAACUGCCACCUGUUGAACAUUUAUGAUGAAAAAUAUUAAUAUAUACUUGUAUGAACACAAAGAAAGCCUGGAGCUUAAACAUCUCAGCUGCUGCUCAGUGGAACUCAGGACUUGUUAACAUCCACCACCGAUAUCCACCUGCUUUACAUCAGAAUGAAACAAAAAGGGAAACGGCAUUGCCCAAGAGAGAACUGUAAGGCGGCAUGUUGGCUGCAAGUGUAAGAUGUCACCAUAUCUACAGAACUGCAAUGAUUUUUCUUUCAUCCCACUGGGAGCGGACAAACUAUUGGGGGGGGAUAUUGAUGAAUGGGGCAGACGAGUGCAAUGGUGGGAACAAGGCUUCGCUGACUGAUACCUCCACUUUAACCCUGGACAGACUUGAGGACAUUUCCCAGCCUUUUUUGUUUCCAUUUCGCUGUGAAGCCUAAGAUUCACUCUAUCAUUUCUAAACUUUUUCACAAGGUGCAGAGUUUUCUUUUCUGGAACAUGACUAUCACAUUGAAAAAGAAAAGCAUCAACAACUUGUUACUGUGGCCGUGGACCAUUUGUUUGCUUUUUAAUGAAAAAUGGUUUGUCUUCUAGCAUCAAAAAUACUGUGAAUUUAAUUUUGAACUGUACUAUCAGUUAUUUUUAUACAUAAAAAUCCUGUAUCAGGAUUAUACAUCAAUGUUUUGGUUUACUUUGUUUUUAGAGAAAUCAUGUUAAAUUGGACCAUAUUCUCUACUCCAAAGUUUGAGUAUGGUUUGCUUUUGUUUGUUUGCAUCUUGUUUUCAACUUCAGAGAGAAGUUGAAACUACUGUUAUACUUUUAGGUUUAGCAUGUCUGAAGUUAUGUUGUAUAAGGUAAAAGCCUUAAAAUACACUUGUUAAUGUCAGAAAUUGUAAUUUGUUCCUGGUCUUUGUUCAGUAGCUGCAUUGAAAUGAAUGCAAAAUGCUGAGUAAUGAGUUGCCAGGGAUUUUUGAAGAAGUUCCUUUGUAUUAUACUGCACAGAUUGAUUGUAUUUGAGCCUCGUGUUGAACUUUCCACUACAGUUGAAUUAUGAUCUAGAUACAUUGAGGAUGGAAAUAACACUUCUGUAUUCACAUUUUGUUAAAUCCACAGAGUAGCUGAGCUCACCAUCAUUCAUUUUAACAGUUUUUAUGUUUGAAAUAACCAAAGACCUGGUAAGUUGGAGUCCAGCUCUUCUUCGUGACUUUACAUGCACACAAACAGUUGCCUGUUCAGCAUGAAUUUUUAUUCAAACUCUUCAUCCAAGUAUUCAGGAGAGGUUUUCCCAAACCAAGAUCUAACCAUAUUUUGACCUGAAAUUUUCACAUGGAAGCAAAUCCCCACCACAACAUUUGAGGGUACACUCACUGCGCACUUUGCAACUAAGCAUUUGAGAGGGCACAGGCUGAAUUUUGUAAGUGCAGAAUCAGCUCAGAGCAUAAUCCAGGCAAUCCAUGCUCCUGAUUCUAUGCACUCAGAUUUCUCCACUGGGGUUUGUGUGAAAGUCUGUCUGUGCCAAAAGUUCCAGAAGUUGUGAACACUCUUCAGUUUGCAAAUCAGACUUGGAGGAACUAAUUUGUUAGAGCAGAACUAGAGUUCAGAGCAAGGGAGGAUCCUUGCUGCUCACUCAAAUCAUUGUUACACUAACGAUUCCGUCUUCCCUUGCGCCGAAGUCUGUUUCUGCUCUUAUAAAUCCAUGCCUGCAGGCUCUGUCAGAUUUUUCAAACUGAAGAGCACUUGCAACUUUUGUGCACUUUCAAAACGUUUUGCAUGGACAGACAUUCGCACAAAGCCCAGUGGAGAAAUCUGAGAGCACAGACUCAAAGGAGAGUAUGCAUGGCCUGAAUUACACUCAAAUCUGUAUUUUGCACUUAAAAAUCUGUCUGCUCCCUCAAAUGCAGUGUUGCGCUCA